CGUUUGCCAGUGGCGCUGGCGGAGGUCGGUACAAUUCGUUGCUGCACCAAGGCACCGGAAGUGCGGCUCCAGGACGACGCGAGUAUGGCGGACGUCCCAAGCAACGCGCCAUCACAUUGUCCAGGAACAGGCAGUGAUAAUGCCGGUAAAGCUUCAGCUUGCCAGGGCUGUCCGAAUCAAGCUUUCUGUGCCUCAGGUGCCUCUAAAGCUUCAGAUCCAGCUAUUCAGGAAAUUAAGGAGAAGUUGGCAUCUGUUAAGCAUAAAAUUCUGGUUUUAUCUGGAAAAGGUGGUGUUGGCAAGAGCACUUUCAGUGCACACUUAGCCCAUGGAAUAGCGAGUGAUGACUGUAAACAGGUUGCGCUUCUGGAUGUGGAUGUGUGUGGCCCAUCCAUUCCAAAAAUAAUGGGAGUGGAAGGUGAACAGGUACACCAGAGUGGGUCAGGAUGGUCUCCAGUGUAUGUGGAAGAGAAUCUGGGUAUAAUGUCAAUAGGAUUUUUGCUCAGCAGCCUUGAUGAUGCUGUCAUUUGGAGGGGGCCAAAGAAAAAUGGUUUAAUCAAGCAAUUCCUACGGGAUGUGGACUGGGGUGAAAUAGAUUAUCUGAUUGUUGACACACCACCUGGUACCUCAGAUGAACAUCUUUCCAUUGUACAGUACCUGAGUGCUACACAAGUGGAUGGAGCUGUCAUCAUUACCACUCCACAGGAAGUGUCGCUACAGGAUGUGAGGAAGGAAAUCAACUUCUGUCGAAAAGUGAAUUUUCCUAUAAUUGGGGUUGUAGAAAAUAUGAGUGGCUUUGUGUGUCCAAAGUGCCAGCAUGAAUCUCAGAUUUUUCCACCAACCACCGGAGGUGCAAUGAAGAUGUGCAAGGAUUUAAGCAUUCCCUUCCUUGGUAAAGUGCCUUUGGAUCCCAGAAUAGGAAAGAGUUGUGAUGAAGGCAAGUCAUUUUUGACAGAAAUUCCAGGUUCUUCUGCAUCUAUUGCUUACAAGGAUAUCAUUCAUCGAAUCCAAGAAUACUGUGCCAGUCAUCAAUCUGGUGUAGAAACAACUACCUAAUGUACCAAAACAUUUUCUGCAAUCUGCUGAGUGCAUUUGGUCAAUUUAAGUCAAUGGAGGAAACCAAAGCUGAUGCUGAAUUUACUGACUGCAUAUUUUCAGUUUUCAUUAAUAAUCUCUGAACUGCAAGAUAGUUCUUUGCUAUCUUGGCUCUACUCCUGUUCUCAGUGAAGCUCUGAUUUUAGAUUUCUGUUUAAGUGACAAAUGGAAAUGAAUGAUGGACAUAAAGAUUUGUAAUAAAGAGUCUUUUUAUACUUGUUGCACUGCCAGUGGAGAAAGACAUGUUUGAUCAUGAUGGGAAGGGGAGUUAAAUAUAGAAUUACUUCCCUCAUUUGACCAUUACCCAGUGUAUAGUCAGGGGCACCAGUGAAGGAAAAAGCAAGUUGAACGCGGGGCUGCCAAGUCAUUAUGCCCGUUCGGGAAACGCUGAUAUAAUCACCACACCAAGCAUUUGAUUCAGCGAGCAGGACUUCAAUUCUCUUUUUUUACUCCCCAAAAUACACUACAGAAUGUUACUCCUAUACUUCUUGCUAGAUUUUAUAACUAUGUGCUGAGACAAAAAGGUCGUGAUACCUGUAUUGUCUUCACAUUUAAGUCUACAUUUCAACUCUGUCACCAGUAAUUUUUGAUAUUGCUGCUGAGUCUCUGACGAAAAAUCACAAAUUUCUUCAAUUCCUCAUGAACUAAUUUGAGCCCCCAAAGGAAGACUCUGGUCUCCUUUAACCUCUACCAAUAAAAGACAAAUUACUCAAUUGGACUGUAAUGACUUUUUUGUUUCCAAACUGACAAUAUCCUUUUAGAAAAUUGUUAGUACCAUUUGGAGUUUUCUUCAAGUGUUAGUGCUAAAUACUGUUUAAUAAAAUUUCAAGACCUCAAGUCAAAACAGUUCCAUCAAAUGAACCUCUGCUAGUAUGACGUGGAAAUAAUUGUGUUAAUAAUGAUUACAAAUUUCACCUUUGCCCAAAUGUGAGUCGAUUAAGCUAAAUCUUUGAUUCUGUGUACUGUGCUCAGACUGGAUGAUUAGUCAGCCUGUAAUCUGACAGAGUAACUAGGUGCCAAAAUCCGUGGUCCGUCCCCAAGGAUACUUGACAAUGGCUGGAUUCUGGCUGCAUAUGUUAAAAUGUUGUUAGAUCACAAUAGUACUCAUGUAAAUUAAUGUAAUAUACAUUGAAAUUGUAUGUUGACAUUUUAAUAAACCUGACCUCAAAAGGUGAGAAA
Molecule: messenger RNA, 2271 nt
Organism: Stegostoma tigrinum
Lineage: Eukaryota; Metazoa; Chordata; Chondrichthyes; Orectolobiformes; Stegostomatidae
Gene: nubp1
Product: nucleotide binding protein 1 (MinD homolog, E. coli)
Exons: 11
Coding region: 85-1053 (322 amino acids)
Biological process (GO): iron-sulfur cluster assembly
Cellular component (GO): cytosol
Molecular function (GO): ATP-dependent FeS chaperone activity; ATP binding; 4 iron, 4 sulfur cluster binding
Source: RefSeq, a predicted model, not a curated record